Messenger RNA from Eubalaena glacialis (North Atlantic right whale), 4155 nucleotides. RefSeq names its product ATPase H+ transporting V0 subunit a4 (gene ATP6V0A4). Gene Ontology annotation, cellular component: vacuolar proton-transporting V-type ATPase, V0 domain; vacuolar proton-transporting V-type ATPase complex; plasma membrane. The record is from RefSeq and is a predicted model, not a curated record. Gene Ontology annotation, biological process: proton transmembrane transport; vacuolar acidification. The transcript is spliced from 27 exons. Gene Ontology annotation, molecular function: proton-transporting ATPase activity, rotational mechanism; ATPase binding. Bases 949 to 3813 code for a protein of 954 amino acids. NCBI's taxonomy places the organism in Eukaryota, Metazoa, Chordata, Mammalia, Artiodactyla, Balaenidae.
AAUCCUUCAGAUGAGAAAGUAGUGUUUCCUCUUUCCUUUGUGCGGGACCAACCCUAGCCAAGGAAUCCUUCUCCGACCUCCUCCUUUCCCCCCUCCCCUCCCUUCCUCUUCCCAGCGUGGCGAGAAUAAAGCUCACAGUUCUACCUGCCAAGCAAGCCGGGUGGAAAGAGGCAAAGGCCAGGCUGAGGACCAGGGCGGCCCAGGGCGCAGAGCUGAGGUGCUUCAUGCUGAGGAGAGAGGCUUCUGUGAUCACGGUCCCCGCAGAGGCGAGCUGAGGGCCGCCUGCCAUGCGCCCUGUGUGUGGCCCGUCUGGCAGGAACUUGAAAACAACGCUGGCAGAGGCAUAGUGCUGGAUUCCCUAGUCAUCCUGCCCAGUAUUUACCGAGCGCCUACUGCAUGCACCACCCUCUGCUCAAGUCUGGAAAUACCUGCCCUCCAAGUGCUUUAUUACAAACACACAUCAUUAAAGCACAGAGCAGUGUUUCAGGAGUGAAGGACAAAGCACUUUGCUUCUCAGCAGUAAGAGGCCUCACCUCCUGAUGGCUGCUUCAUGAGGAAGAUGGCAUUUGGGUUGCGCCUUGAAGGACGGAUAGGGUUUUGACAGGCAAAGAGGAGAAAAGGGCAUCGUAUGCAGAAGGGACAGCCUCUGCUCUUGAGGUGCCCAACGUGUAUAACAGAAAGUGCAGACAAACCCAAGAAUGUCAGGACAAGAAGAAGACUAGAAAUAAGACACGGGAAAAACAACAACGGCAACAACAUGGAAUCUCAACGUUGACAAGGCACCUAGAGACCGCCUGGCCCAAUCCUUAACCCCACUUUCUCUGUUAGAGCCUGUUGUGAAGGCUCGUGGAUGGUGAGCUCAGUGCCUGGCCUGUGGUGGACGAGUGCUAGCCGCUGACUUCCCAAGUCCACAGUCUACUUUGAAUUCUGAACCUUUCAUUCCACUGAAUGACUCCUGGGCACCAGGACCUUUGCGAGCUACUGUUCCACCCACUGACCGGAAGACACAGCGCUCCCAGCUGGGGUGAAGAGCAGAACGGAGAGCCGCCUCCCGGCCUCUGCGGGCGCCCGGGGAGGAGAAGCCGCAGGAGGGGCUCGGCCGUCGCCGCAGGGAGGUCGCCUGCGGAGUCCCCGGCCGGGCUGGUCCCAUCCGGCCCGCCGCUCGCCAGCCCGACACACCCGGCCCGGCCGCUGCGGCCCGCGCUGCCUGCUCGGGGUCCGGCGAAGGAAGCCGCGGGAGACCCGCGCCCAGGACCUGCUCGGACAAGGCUGGACCAAGGCUGGGUCAAGAUGGCGUCCGUAUUCCGAAGUGAGGAGAUGUGUUUGUCACAGCUCUUCCUCCAGGUUGAGGCUGCAUAUUGCUGUGUAGCUGAGCUUGGAGAGCUUGGAUUGGUUCAGUUCAAAGACUUAAAUGUGAACGAGAGCCGCUUCCAAAGGAAAUUUGUGAAUGAAGUCAGAAGGUGUGAAUCGCUGGAGAGAAUCCUCCGUUUUCUGGAAGAUCAGAUGCAAAAUGAGAUUGAGAUUCAGGUGCCUGAGAAGUCCCCGUCGACCCCUCUCCCACGGGAAAUGAUUACCCUGGAGACUGCUCUAGAAAAACUGGAAGGAGAGUUACAGGAAGCCAAUCAGAACUAUCAGGCUUUGAAGAAAAGCUUCCUAGAGCUGACUGAAUUCAAACAUCUCCUGAAGAAAACCCAGGACUUCUUUGAGACGGAAACCAAUUUAGCUGAUGAUUUCUUUAUGGAAGACACUUCUGGUCUCCUGGAGUUAAGACCUACACCUGCAUACAUGAGUGGAAAGCUGGGGUUCACGGCUGGUGUGGUCAACCGGGAGAGGAUGGCUUCCUUUGAGAGGCUGCUGUGGCGAAUUUGCCGAGGAAACAUCUACUUAAAGUUCAGUGAGAUGGACACAGUUCUGGAAGAUCCCGUUACAAGAGAAGAAAUUAAAAAGAAUAUAUUCAUCAUAUUUUAUCAAGGAGAGCAGCUCAGGCAGAAAAUCAAGAAGAUUUGUGAUGGGUUUCGAGCCACCACAUACCCCUGCCCAGAGCCGGUGUCGGAGCGCAGAGAGAUGCUGGAUGGUGUCAACAUGAGGCUGGAAGAUUUAAUCACCGUCAUAACACAGACAGAGUCUCACCGUCAGCGCCUCCUGCAAGAAGCAGCUGCCAACUGGCACUCCUGGGUCAUCAAAGUGCACAAGAUGAAGGCCAUUUACCACAUUCUGAACAUGUGCAACAUCGACGUCACCCAGCAGUGCAUCAUCGCUGAGAUCUGGUUCCCGGUGGCAGACACUGUGCGCAUCAGGAGGGCAUUGGAGCAAGGCAUGGAACUAAGUGGCUCCUCCAUGGUCCCCAUCAUGACAGCAGUGCAAUCUAAAAGAGCUCCUCCCACGUUUAACAGGACCAAUAAAUUCACAGCUGGCUUCCAGAAUAUUGUAGAUGCAUAUGGUGUAGGCAGUUACCGGGAGAUGAACCCAGCUCCCUACACCAUCAUCACUUUCCCCUUCCUGUUCGCUGUGAUGUUUGGAGACUGUGGUCACGGAAUUGUGAUGCUACUGGCAGCCCUUUGGAUGGUCCUUAAUGAGAGACGCUUGCUGUCCCAGAAGACGACCAAUGAGAUUUGGAACACCUUCUUCCACGGGCGCUACCUCCUCCUCCUCAUGGGCAUCUUCUCCAUCUACACGGGCUUGAUUUACAACGACUGCUUCUCCAAGUCUUUCAACAUCUUCGGUUCUUCUUGGAGCGUCCAACCCAUGUUCAGAAAUGGCACAUGGAAUACACAAGUAAUGGAAACAAAUCCACAUUUACAGCUGGACCCAGCCGUUCCGGGAGUGUACUCUGGAAAUCCAUACCCUUUUGGGAUUGAUCCGAUUUGGAACUUGGCUUCAAACAAGCUAACAUUCUUGAACUCCUAUAAGAUGAAGAUGUCAGUUAUCCUGGGAAUUGUCCAGAUGGUUUUUGGUGUCAUUCUCAGCCUUUUCAAUCACAUAUUCUUCAGAAACACUCUCAACAUCAUUCUGCAGUUCAUCCCUGAGAUGAUUUUUAUCCUGUGUCUUUUUGGAUACCUGGUUUUCAUGAUCAUUUUCAAAUGGUGCUCCUUCGACGUCUCUGUGUCCCGGCGAGCCCCAAGCAUCCUCAUCCACUUCAUCAACAUGUUCCUGUUUAACUAUAAUGACCCUUCAAAUGCACCCCUAUACAAACAUCAGCAAGAAGUCCAAAGCUUCUUUGUUAUUAUGGCUUUGAUUUCUGUGCCGUGGAUGCUUCUGAUUAAGCCGUUUAUUCUUAGAGCCAGUCAUCAGAAAUCCCAGCUGCAGGCCUCCAGGAUCCAAGAAGAUGCCACCGAGGACAUUGAAGGUGACAACGCCAAUCCUUCUGUGAGCCCUGGUCACAGGGCUUCUGCAGGUGCCCAUGGGGCUCAGGAUGACCAUGAUGAAGAGUUCAACUUUGGAGACAUCUUUGUGCAUCAGGCCAUCCACACGAUUGAGUACUGCCUGGGCUGCAUUUCCAACACAGCCUCCUACCUCCGGCUCUGGGCCCUCAGCCUGGCACAUGCACAACUGUCUGAAGUGCUCUGGACCAUGGUGAUGAACAUUGGCCUUCGCGUGCAAGGCUGGGGAGGACUCAUUGGGGUCUUCAUCAUUUUUGCCCUAUUUGCUGUUCUGACGGUAGCCAUCCUUCUGAUCAUGGAGGGCCUCUCCGCUUUCCUGCACGCCCUGCGGCUGCACUGGGUGGAGUUCCAGAACAAGUUCUACGUCGGGGCUGGUUACAAGUUUUCUCCAUUCUCCUUUAAACAAAUCCUGGAUGGGACAGCUGAGCAGUAGCUGUACGUCUGGUGGCUGCAGCCACCUCUUCCAUCGGUCACCUCCUGCACCAGCCUCUGUGCCAAUGGAAGAAGUUUCGUCUUGUCUUUAACGUCAGCCUGCAUAAGACAGUCAAUGGAAUGAUUGUUCUCGCUAACCGGAGGGAGGAAGCCAUGUAAUGUAUCUGUAAGCCUUGGGAUUUGAUAUGACUUAACCAUGUCGUAGAGAGACUACAUAGGCAAGUCAUUUCAACCUCAUGAGGGGUCUUAAUUGUCAAAUCCUAGAAUGAUUGAGAAAUGGGGAGAGGGGAGUGCCAAACUGAGGUUUUCUUGUAAUUAAACUUCUGGGCCAUUCACUUUGUUA